Messenger RNA from Pteronotus mesoamericanus, 1008 nucleotides. RefSeq names its product homeobox A1 (gene HOXA1). The transcript is spliced from 2 exons. Gene Ontology annotation, cellular component: nucleus. The coding region runs from base 1 to 1008 and encodes 335 amino acids. Gene Ontology annotation, biological process: regulation of transcription by RNA polymerase II. Gene Ontology annotation, molecular function: DNA-binding transcription factor activity, RNA polymerase II-specific; RNA polymerase II cis-regulatory region sequence-specific DNA binding. The record is from RefSeq and is a predicted model, not a curated record. Lineage: Eukaryota; Metazoa; Chordata; Mammalia; Chiroptera; Mormoopidae.
AUGGACAAUGCAAGAAUGAGCUCCUUCCUGGAAUACCCCAUCCUCAGCGGUGGCGACUCGGGGACCUGCUCUGCGCGAGCCUAUCCUUCCGACCAUGGAAUUACAACUUUCCAGUCGUGCGCGGUCAGUGCCAACAGCUGUGGCGGCGACGACCGCUUCCUAGUGGGCAGGGGGGUGCAGAUCAGCUCGCCCCACCACCACCACCACCACCACCACCAUCACCCCCAGCCGGCCACCUAUCAGACUCCAGGGAACCUGGGGGUAUCCUACUCCCACUCCAGUUGUGGUCCAAGCUACGGCGCGCAGAACUUCGGCGCGCCUUACAGCCCUUACGCGUUAAAUCAGGAAGCAGAAGUAAGUGGUGGGUACCCCUCGUGCGCUCCCGCUGUUUACUCUGGAAAUCUCUCAUCUCCCAUGGUCCAACAUCACCACCACCACCAGGGUUAUGCCGGGGGCGCGGUGGGAUCGCCUCAGUACAUUCACCACUCAUAUGGACAAGAGCACCAGAACCUGGCCCUGGCCACGUAUAAUAACUCCUUGUCCCCUCUCCACGCCAGCCACCAAGAAGCCUGUCGCUCCCCUGCAUCUGAGACGUCUUCUCCAGCGCAGACCUUUGACUGGAUGAAAGUCAAAAGAAACCCUCCCAAAACAGGAAAAGUUGGAGAGUACGGUUACGUUGGUCAGCCCAAUGCGGUGCGCACCAACUUCACCACCAAGCAGCUCACGGAGCUGGAGAAGGAAUUCCACUUCAACAAGUAUCUGACCCGCGCCCGCAGAGUGGAGAUUGCCGCGUCCCUGCAGCUCAAUGAGACCCAGGUGAAGAUCUGGUUCCAGAACCGUCGAAUGAAGCAGAAGAAACGAGAAAAGGAGGGCCUCUUGCCCAUCUCUCCCGCCACCCCGCCGGGAAGCGAGGAGAAGGCCGAAGAAUCCUCGGAGAAGUCCAGCUCCUCGCCCUGCGUUCCUUCCCCCGGGUCUUCUACCUCAGACACGCUGACUACCUCUCACUGA